Messenger RNA from Stegastes partitus (bicolor damselfish), 2422 nucleotides. RefSeq names its product receptor activity-modifying protein 3. Gene Ontology annotation, cellular component: membrane; signaling receptor complex; cell surface. The record is from RefSeq and is a predicted model, not a curated record. The transcript has 2 exons. Gene Ontology annotation, biological process: regulation of G protein-coupled receptor signaling pathway; intracellular protein transport; calcium ion transport. Gene Ontology annotation, molecular function: coreceptor activity. The coding region runs from base 21 to 389 and encodes 122 amino acids. Lineage: Eukaryota; Metazoa; Chordata; Actinopteri; Pomacentridae.
AGCUGGGUCCAUGGUGUGCAAUGGACGUGAAAACUGAAAUCAGAAAUCCUUUUGCUCUCUACCAAUAUGUCUACCAAACAGUUUCUGGUGACUUUGUUCUAAUAACUGCCUCCUCUUUCCUUGCUUUCCCCAGUGAGUACCACCUCUUCACCUUCUGCACAGAGAAAAAGUCCCAAAUCCUCGACUGCUACUGGCCCAACCCGCUGGUGGAGAGCUACAUCAUCCGCAUACACAAGCACUUUUUCUCCAACUGCACCAUGGAGCCGGUGAUAUGGGUCGACCCGCCGGACGACACGUUAACCAUCCUAGUCCUCAUCCCCGUUUUCCUCACCUUGGCCAUGAUUGCGUUGGUGGUCUGGUGCAGCAAGAGGAGCGACAUCCUGGCUUAGGUCACGAAGACACGAGGACUGAGUUCGAGGCUCCAACCUCUCGAAUACUGAACACAACGAAGGAGGGCACAGAGUACUGUCACCGUUGGGUCAAAUUAUGCCGUAGGUCGUGCCACAAACCCCCCAAGACGUCUUGUAAAAAUGAAGAAAGUCAAGCCUGGUAGCAUUUUUCUUAAUAUUUUAAUAUAUUCUGUGUAAUUGUUUUUUACAUUUGGACGCUGACCUGUGACCACUCAACAUGUUCAAGUGUUCCACAGGUCUUUUUAGGACAGAAUUUGACUAUGCUGGUAUGAUAAUGUACAGUCUGGGGAAUUCUGUUUGUUUGCUUUCUUGAAGACGGACAAAAUGACACCACUCCUGUUUUUAUGGGAACUACAAGGCUACACCCAACUUAGCUUAGCAUGAAGAUUGAAAACAGCCUGCCGUUUUCCAUCUACUGUAUCAGCACCUCUAAAACCCCUAUUUCAUUUUGACAUAAUCCUUUAAAAUACUUUUUACAAAGCAUAAUGAAGCAUUCGUGCUGUUGCUGCCUGUAUCUACAGUGAGAUCGCCACGUAACAUAAACCCCACGGAUCCACAACCUGUAUUUGCUUGGAUUAAGUGUUUUAAUCAGUGAGUUUAAGGUGCCUCAUAUAUCAUAUCACUGUAGGUGGAUGUGGUUAGCUUUGGGAAGAUCCAUGCUAAGCUAAACCGCUGCUGGCUUACUUAGGAUAGUCAACUCAUCCAGCUCUUAUCAAGAACGUGAAUAAGCAUAUUUUCCAAAAUGUUGAAAUAGUUCUGAGAGAAGCCGCAGCCAGCAGCUGGUUAGCUUAGCAUGGAUACUCCCAAAGCUAACCACAUCUGCCUACAGGAUGAGACCCACCGAUAAAAACACUUAAUCCAAGCAAAUACAAGUUGUGGUUUUAUGGGAUUUAUGUUCCAUGGAGUCUCACUGUAAAUACACAACUUGCUUUAAUCAGUGAAUUUAAGAUGCCUCAUACUGUAGGUGGAUGUGGUUAGCUUUGGCAAUAUCCAUGCUAAGCUAACCAGCUGCUGGCUUACUUGGGAUAGUGAACUCAUCCAACUCUUGCCAAGAAAGUGAAUAAGCAUAUUUCCCGAAAUGUUGAAACAGUCCUUAGAGACUCCAAGAACUUGGAUUGUUUAAUGUGUUCUCACUUAUUGGGUAAUUUGACCAACGGGGCGAUUGACCAAAUCUUGGAUGCAUUCCUGAACGCUCAUGGAUCCAGACGUUUGACCUCGAAGAUUCUUGUCAGAGCACUGUACCAUUGCUGAAGGCCAAAGUAUCCACCGAGCAUCAGAGGCAGCGGCUGACCUCCAAACGGGCGGGAAAUAAGACUCCCCCGAGGGCGCUGUUGGUAAAUACUUUAACAUGGAACCGUAUGACUGCUUGAGAGGAUGACAAAGAAGCCAAAUGUGGACUUGAUAUUGUUUUGAGGACAAUGACGCUUAGUCUUACUGUUGAGUCACUGAAUGGACUUUAACCACUGGAAAGGAUACACUGCCCAAAGACAAGGCAACGCUAUGAUAUUUUGGGACUUGAAUUUCUCGUGUGACUACCUGAGCCCCAGCGGACUGUUUUAUAACAGUGUAAGUUAUCUAAUGUUGUUGAAUAAAAUACUGUCAAUACUCACAAAGAGGGGUCCUCGAUGGAAACAAAAGAAGAAAUAAUGAACUGACCUGGAGGCCUCGUACUGUACAGUUUAUGCUUCCUGUCUGUGCUGUCUACUGUAUCUGCAUCGCCUCUCCGGUGUGACUCACACCAGUGAGAAAUUCACACUGUUGCUUUCUUUUUGGAGUAAAGGUUUGAUUUAAUGUGCGCACUUCACCGGUUCUUUGAACAGCCUCUGCCAGCCACAAGCCAAACUAAACCAAGCACUGCUUUUUACUUCUUUUGUUUUUUUUUCUCCUCCAAAGCAGCAUCGAUCUUUGUUCCUCGGCUUUCACUUGCACACUGUGUGUCACUAAAACUGUUGUCCAUGGAAACUGAAACUCCUCAAAAUAAGUACCUUGAUUAAAUCUCAAGUGUCUCUUAA